This is a messenger RNA of Humulus lupulus (European hop), 1199 nucleotides long. Its product is annotated as protein OVEREXPRESSOR OF CATIONIC PEROXIDASE 3. The record is from RefSeq and is a predicted model, not a curated record. Gene Ontology annotation, molecular function: DNA binding; DNA-binding transcription factor activity, RNA polymerase II-specific. Lineage: Eukaryota; Viridiplantae; Streptophyta; Magnoliopsida; Rosales; Cannabaceae. Gene Ontology annotation, biological process: regulation of transcription by RNA polymerase II. The coding region runs from base 28 to 1065 and encodes 345 amino acids. The transcript is spliced from 4 exons. Gene Ontology annotation, cellular component: nucleus.
GCACGCAGAACCGGUGAACGAGCCAAAAUGGGUUUAGCAUCGGCGCUUAACACUCCUCUCGCGGGCCUCCAUGGCGCCUCUCUUCCUGGCGGCGACCGCUUCCUAUCGAACCAGCUCCGCCGCAUUACGCUGCAACAUCUGACUAUACGGCCUAAUCCUCACCCUCGGUCCAUAUCCACACUCACUCUCGCUCGCCGUCGAAACCAUAGUAAUCCCACGCCAACCACAUCUUCUUCUCUAGCGAAAAAGAACAACAAGAAGAAAAAGUUGGGUAGAAAUGUUGAUGAGGAUGAGAUAGAUGAAGAUGCCAUUGAAGCACUCUUUGCUCAGCUAGAAGAAGACCUCAAGAAGGCGGACCUUUCUUUGUUUGAUGGCGAAGACGACGACGAGGAGAUUAGUGAAGAGGACCUUGCUAAGCUUGACGAAGAACUUGCUCGGGUGUUUGAUAUGACAGAUGACGAUUUGGAUGUUGAUGGCGAGGACGAGGACGAGGCCGAAGACGAAGACGAAGACGAAGACGAAGAUGAGGACGAAGAAGAAGAACCCGUGAAGCUUAGGAAUUGGCAGCUUCGGAGAUUGGCUUCCGCUUUAAAAAUUGGCCGCCGGAAAACCAAUAUCAAAAGUCUUGCGGCUGAACUUUGUCUAGACAGAGCUGUUGUUCUUGAAAUGCUUCGUGAACCCCCUCCUAGUCUCUUGAUGAUGGCUGCUACUUUACCUGAUGAUGAGCCUUCAGGUCCGAUAAUAACAUUGGCCGACACGAAGACCAUAGAAGAAACUGUUGUGGAGGAAACUCCCAAACCGGACACCUCUGCGAAAGUGCCUAUUCAUGUCAAGCAGCAAAGAUUGUCUUCUCAAAAGAGAAUAAAGAAAGUGGACAUUCAAACUCUCGAAAAUGUUUACAGGAGAUCAAAACGACCGACUAAUACGAUGAUUGACAGCAUUGUGCAUGUGACAAACCUGCCCCGUAAAAGAAUUGUGAAAUGGUUUGAGGAGAAGCGAGCUGAAGAAGGGGUUCCCGGCGAGAGAGUUCCAUACCAACGCUCUGCUCCUGAUACAAUUCAGUAGUAAAGCUAUAUACAUAAGCCUUUAAUCGUAUGUUUCACCUGUAAUGACAUCAAAAAGUGGAAUUUUUUUCUUUAUUUGUUUGUUAUUCAGGUCAUAGAGAUUUGCAAUAGUAUAUGAUGGUUUUCUAUAGCUCA